AUGUUCAAGUACAAUACCGCUAUCCACUCGUCUACUGGUUACAGUCCAUUUAUGCUUAUGUUUGGACGUGAGCCCCCGGCCGACUUUAUUCCUACAACGUCUGCCUAUAGCUCACUGGUAUUUGAUACUGAGACGUAUGGACAGUAUGUGGCUAGGGUACGAGCUUACUUGGAUGAUGAGGUCGACCAGGCAGUCACUCAUGCAGCAGCGAGGUACAAAGCCUUCUACGAUCGUAAAGCCAAGCCUACGGCUUUCUUCUCGAACGCCAGAGUCUUUAUUACGGACGAGGCCUGUGCCCCCUUCGGCAGCCUCUACUCCUGCAGCCUCAUCAAGACCGUCUACGUUACUCCCGCGGCCGUUUAUGUCGUCACCUCCUACAGCGGAGGGACGACCCGUUCACGGGCAUUAUUCGCCCCCGUCGCCGCCGCUCGCCUCUACACCGCUCCCGUCGCCGGCCCCUGGUAA
This is a messenger RNA of Perkinsus marinus ATCC 50983, 465 nucleotides long. RefSeq lists its product as hypothetical. The record is from RefSeq and is a predicted model, not a curated record. Lineage: Eukaryota; Perkinsozoa; Perkinsida; Perkinsidae. Bases 1 to 465 code for a protein of 154 amino acids. The transcript is spliced from 2 exons.